CACACAUAAGCUUUGGACAAUUGGCUUUGUUGACACACUGAAAGGCGGUAGAUGAAAAUUGUUUAUUGGUGUGAGAAGCAUGAUGUGUUUUUGUGAUUGAAGGAAUCUGAUGAAAGACAUGGACGAUUUUGUAGUAGUUCAAGUGGAAGAAAUAUUACACUCCAGAUGUUGUUAUCGUCUGGUCUGCUUCAACCUGGUGAGGGCACUAUGGCCAUUGAAUACUUGGGACAGCGUUUCGUAGGAGAUCUCCUGCCUGAUGGUAAAAUUAAAUCCCAAGAAACUGAUAUAAUAUUUGCUUCUCCAAGUGCUUGGGCAAUCCAUUGUAAACGAAUUAUCAAUCCAGAUAAAAAAUCUGGUUGUGGUUGGGCAUCGGUUAAAUACAAAGGAAGAAAGUUGGAUGUCUAUAAAAACGCUUGGUUCAGGAAGAAAAAGGAAGAAGAACAGGAUAAAGAAAACAGAGAUACAGAUGACGAUGAAAUGGAGAAGGAAAAGCUCAUGUCAGUGCAGCGGAUUGUGAAACAUAAUGUGUUAGGAAUUCGUUCCAUCAAUCAUGAUCCAAACACAUUGGUUGAGAGCACAGCAUUUUCAAGCCUGGGGAAAAUUCAACCAUUUUUGGUUUCCAUGUCUACUAAUGCUGUUCUUGUUAUGGACUUCCAUUGUCAUUUAACUACCUCAGAAGUUGUGGGAUAUUUAGGAGGUCAUUGGGAUGUGAACGCACAUAAUCUCGCAAUCACACACGCGUUCCCCUGCAAAUGUCGUUUGGGAGACAGGGAAAUGGCACCACUUGUUGAAGCAGAUAUUUACCGUGCAAUGGAACAACGUCACCUUACGCUUGUGGGAUGGUAUCAUUCCCAUCCCUUCACAGCAGCCACACCAACACUACGGGAUAUAGAUGCUCAGUUGGAGUAUGAAAUAAAGAUGAAAGGAAACAGUGAUGCUAGUUACACACCAUGUGUUGGUGUCAUCUGCUCUCCAUACAAUAAAGACAACCAGUCUCUAGAGUCUGCUAUUGUGAGCUAUUGGGUGAUGCCGCCUCCAGAGAGCAAACCUCAUGAUUAUGGGAAGCCAAUGCUUAUGAGUUACAGUGUUGUGCAGGACCAGUUCCUCUCCCAAGAUGCACUUAAUGAAAUGAAACGCUGUGUUGACUUCUAUAGAAAUGAAAGUGACUUUAUAAAUUUCUCGGAAAGUUACAGAGGAAACAUUAGCUACCUCGAUAAGCUUAAGACAACAUUAUCAUCAAAAUUCCCACGUGAUCAAAGUGAUGGCAUCCUUUGGAGUUUCAUUUGUGACCUUGUGUGCCCUGGGGGAGGAGCUACAGAAAAUGGUCUUAGUUUUCUGAAUAAAUUAUUUGGCAGCCCAGAAAUUCAAAAUAGUAGUCCUGUCCCCUUGGAUAAAGUGAACCUCCUAGUUCCCAGCAUUCCAAUGGCAUCCUCGGCUAAAUCAUCACCUGUUAACUUGGCAGGUGGGAAUAUGAUGAUGAGUGCGGACAUUGCUGCUGCAUUAUUUGGAAGCGGAAAGUUUCCAUCGCCUACAUCUCUCAUGGGUUUAUCUGCAGAAGCUAGUAGGUCUUUAAUUGGAUCAAGUGGUAUUAGCAACAUGUUUAUGCCACCUUUGGGUUUUAAAAUGGAUAAUAUUAGUUUAUUGAAACCUCUUACAAACACAGUUUCUAAUCCAGUGGCAAGUACUUCAAAAGCUUCCAGUCCUGUAGCUUCCAGUCCUGUUUCAGACACUAGAAGUGCAUCACCAGCAAAGACACCACAGACUGAACCUGUAAAUCUGACAGCUGCAGAAAGUACUGAAAAAAAUUCUACAAUGAUAAACAUGGAAACAACAUGAAACUCCAUGUUUUAAUUUUAAUGUUGUAGUUAUUAUAGUAUUUUAAAACUGUAAUUUAUAUUUAACAUUUUCUAAGCAGUUCACUUUCCCAAGUGACAAUUUUCUAUUUUGUUGACGUGUGAUGAGGGAUAUAGACUAUGGACCAUUUUGGAAUAGUGCAGGUAAUGUCUGUACAUUAUGUACAGGCUGGAUAAUAUGACUGGAAACACUUGUUUGAUUUUUGUAUUAUCGGAAUACACUUACUUUCAUUGAAGCAACAAUUUCCGUGCAGACAUUUCUGGUGAAGGAGUUCUUCAUGUCUCAGAAUCUCCUUUAAGGGAUUGUGUGGAUAAAUUGUGUGUUUAUUUUAGAAUUACUGGUAGGAGUCAGCCAGCAAAAGUGACCACCUGAGUAUUACAGAUAUGUUUAAACAGGGCUGAGAAUUGAGCACAGUCCCUUGUGCUUUACAAGCAGUACUCUUUCUUGUGGAAUCAAAGCACUUGACACACAUCAACUCAGUAAGUCAGUAUGACACUGUGUCUCUCCUUUCUCACCAUGUCCAUAUUGGUCUUCGUUUCCUUUUACUGCCAUUGACAACGAGAAACAUUUUACUGAAACAAAUGUACAGUAAUAUUUUUAUUAUACAGUGCCUUUUAAGUUCAUGUUGUGUAAUACAUAUGUGAUAAAACUGCAUGGCUGAUGUAAGUUUUGAAAGGCAAUAUGAGGGAAAAAUAUGAAUUUACUUAUGUAGGUUAUGUAAUAGUGACAUUAAUGUCAUGGGGUUCUUAAAAAUUUUGUCUCCAUUGUUGUAAAUAAAACAUUCUUUGCUCUGAAUAGGAUAUUGAAACUGGUUAUGUAAUAUUUAUAGUGGGUCAGUAUUGGUAAGUGUCUUAUUUUGAUUUUCUGAGCUGUAAAAUCAUAUGUAUUCUCUGAUGCAUUUGAUGAUUUACCAGUAACAAAGUGAUGGACAGUACAGGAUGAAUCUAUCCCAGCUAGAUGGAAAAGUUGCUGUUAUGGAUCUUCUGGCUCUGUAGACUAAAUUAUACAUGGCUUAAUUUUACCUGAGAUUAUUUUAGAAAAUUUGAGUGUGUCCUGAGAUGCUACAAGUGUUGUUGUGUAAAGUUAAUGCUGAUCCCUUUGAGUAGAUAUGAUGAUGCUGUAAUUUUUGAAACAUUGGACCUGGCUUUAUACUUUUUGGUGUAUGUUGUUUUUCAGGCGUUGGAAAAUCCAGGAUGGAAUGUAACAAUAUUAUUUUUUCAUAAUUUUCAUAAUAUUGUUAUUUCAGACAUCGUUUCAUCUCUGUACCUAGCAGCAGACUCAUUCUGCUAUAUUCUAGAAACAGUGGAAAUAUCCGUUGUAACUGAAGUAAUUUCCUACUUCUUAACAACAUUGUACCAUUUUAGACUUGUAUUAUUUAGUCUUGUACUAUUCAACACAAUUUUUCCUGCCUGUGAUCAAGACCUUAAAUUAGUUGCUUUGUGAAUCUGAAUAAUGUAGUCUUCUGCUCUUUUCCUUUGCUUUAUGCAACUUAUACCUCACAUAAUUAGUUUUGAGAAUAGUAAGAAAACUUAAAGUAAUAUAUCCUCCAAUAUUAAGCACUUGGAAAGGUGUGGGAUGAGUAUAAGACAUCUUGAAGUGUGGGAAGUUUAGCACAUCACUGAAAAUAUGCCAACAUUACUUGGAAAACUGUGAAUGAAUAAAAAGAUGUGCAUCCAAAAUAUUAAAAAUCAUACAGUUACUAAGACACAUAGAUAACAGCAAUUGACAAGUCUGUUGUAAAUAGACCUGGAUACAUUAGUGCAAGGUAGCAAAGAAAAUUAAAUGAUAAUUCAACAUAUUACAGAAAUAAGUUGCAUUUACAUAACAGGCCCAUUUGUGGGAUACCAUUGGUUAAGGUAUAGGUUGCAUUACUAAAAUCACAAAUUUAACAGUUUCUUUAAACAAAAUUUUAUCAGGAAUAUAUUAACUAUUACAGAAAAAAUCCUUUUAUAUGUUAAGCGGGAGAGGAGAGGGGGCACCUAUACAGAACACAAUCAUUCUUUAUAUCUCUCUUUAGCUUGAAUAACAGCCUCCAUACUGAAGAAAUGUGGGGGCAUCUCAUAAGUCUUGCUAGGCACAACUCUAAGCAUGUGAAGAAUGGCAGGAAAUUUUGUUCUGGCAACAGUUGGGAUGUUCUCCGGCUCAUGUGAAAGCCAGUGGUCAUUUCUCCUGUUGAUUUUUGUAUCUACCAUGAAAUCUCGUUGGAAAAGAGUCUGAUUUGCUCCACUUCAUUAAUUUCCAAUGAACACAGAAGAAAACUGCAGCAGCCAACUUGUUUUGCCCCAUCAGUCUUGAAAAGCACGUCUUUACUUUCUGUGUUUGGAGUUUACUUUGAAUGUCGUCAUUGACAAUUCUACUUGUUGUUGGUCAACUUACACCAUUAACGAUUGCCAGUGAUCACAAUAAAUGCCUGGGAUUCUCUAAAAUCUGCAUUUGACCUCUUUCAAAAACUGCAACAGUUCUCACAGUGCAGACUUUCAAAUGGCACUCCCUUGCCAGUACACGGAAAUAUUUGUUUAAGUGAUGUCGAGGCAGAUGUUUUGUAGCAAUAUCGUGAAUGGUGUCUUUCCAUUAAUUAAAGAAGUGAGUUAUACCUGUACUGAGAGACCAAUUUGAAGGCCUUUGGCAGUCGAGCUUUUUUUUAAAAAAUCAGAUACAGUACUUUCUUUCAAGGACUCAGGCAUUAUGAGAUUAGGACUGGUUACUCAAAACAGUUGGAGGUGACCUCUGGUGGAAGCAGGGUAGGAUGUUUAAAUUUGUCCAAAUUUUGGUCAUGCACCUUGCAGAAGUCAGAAAUGUGAGUUCAAGGAUUAUGUGCUAGAAGUUAAAACAUAAAACAAUAACUGUGGUAACUUCAUCUGAGGAAUAAGCUGUAACACAAAUAAUAGCUUGAAAAAAUGAAAGUUGGUGUACAACAGUAUUAAUGUGAAAUAAUGACAGUGUUGUCCUAAGUUAGCAUUGCCUGUAUGGUGCAUCCUUUUUCAGCAGACACCACUCAGGUCUUUUUAUGUUUGAGGAAAAAUCACAAUGGAGUAUAAGUACAAUUACAUGAUCAGUAUUAGAAAGAAGGAAAUUUUGGAGCUUGAAAAGGCUGUUACACAUAUUAUUUUUGGCACUUUAGUUGAAGAUUAACUUUUACAUUUUCUGAAAAGCAUUGUUUUGUUUGUAAAUCCAUAACAUAUGCUUAUCUGAAACUAUGUGAAUGCAUGAAACAUUUGUUUGAAAAGAUUUCUUUGUGAAUGGCAGCGGAAAGGUUUUCCUUUCAUGUGCCAAAAACAGCUGAUUAGUGGUGACAGUGAGCAUUUUGAUUCCCCCCCCCCCCCCCUUCCACUUGCACAUGUCAACUUACUGGAUGUUUUAGGCAGCUUAACUAUGAUGCCCACACCUAGUUGUCACACUACAAAUGUAAAACUCGCAAAAGUAGAGACUGAACAAGGCGAUUUCAGCAGCCGACUCACUGGACUGAGGAGUGUGGUUUAAAUCGCUGCAUUCCAUCAUGACCUCAAUGUUCAGAUAAUAAGUUGGUGAAUUUAAACUGUCCUGUAGUAUGUGAGAAUUUGUCAAUUCCCAGUUGAACACUAAAAUUGUUUUCUAGGUAUCGUUCUUGUAUAGGUGUUUUCUCUUGUCAGUGUGAAGAUCGUGUGAACUGUCUCAUGUAAGUUGCUACAAGUAAACAACAGGCUGGGGACGGCUAUACAGUAUGAUAUAUGAACUCGUUGCUUUCUUGAUAUGGCUUACAAAAAUUCUCUUUUGUCCAUCUUGCUUUCUCUGGCAUCUGGUUCAUUCCAUUGCUGCAGAACAAAAUUAAUUCUUCCUUUUAUUCUGUAUGUCAGUGUCUGUCUGUUCAUUGUAUUAGGGAAGUUGUGAAGAAAACUGACUAAGGAUAAUCAUAUUUUAAAACUAAAGUGACCAAAUAUUUUUCCUGUAAGUGACAUUUUAUUGUGUUGAAUGAUAUCCAGCAAAUAAAUGGGUUUCUUUUGCUUUGAGUUUUUCUCUUUUUUCUAGAGAUUAUCAUUGAUAGACAUGCAAGUUACUCAGUAAUUCAUAUGCAGUAUCAAAAGUAUUCAUCAUGCUCACCUUUCUUUGGGAGAAUUAAGUAGGUUCACUGAUAUAUUUUUUCUUGUGGCUGUGUGAGCUUUUAUAAAUUUGUUCAGUGUUCUAUAAAAUGAUGGUUCUGGUGAUUGUGAACAAAAGGGUUGUCAGCAUAUCAUCUGUUCGAAACAAUUAUUGAGGUUUAAGAAUUAAUUUGAAUGUAAAAUUUGCCACAGAACUGUUUGUUUACCAUUUAUGCUGAAAAAUGGCAGAAACUGUUAAAAUAAAUAUGCAUUUCUUAGGUUUGUGUGGACGAUUUUACAGAACUUUAAAAUUUUUACAGACUGUACUGCAUCCAUGCUGUGGUACUUCACACACUGAAUGAAGAUCAGUUAAUUUAACUCUCAUCACUCUCACCGUAGUCAGUUCUCUAUUCUGAUGAUUGUACAAGCAUUGUAGACCUUUAAUGCCUUUUUUACCAGUUGUAUUAUUAAUUGUUUCACACAGUAAGUUGUGUGCAGUUAAGGAACAUUAUUUAGAUUUUUGAGCCUAUUUAAUAAACCCACAUAUUUUAUCUCUGGAUCUUCAGCCAAUGUUUAUUAACAAUUUUUCUGACGUUAUGUCAGCAUGAGUGGGUGGAAUUGUUUGAAGUUCACCCUCCGUUUGUGGUGGCUGACAGGAGUUGAGCCCUCUUUCGUAGAUUUAUGUGCCUGUCGUAAAAAUGUGUGAGGGCUCUUCUCUGGUGAUUACUGAUGUUGUCAGAAAAAUUGUUGAACUAACAUUGGUCAGAAUUUUGAGGCAGAAGACAAGAGGCAUCAAUAAGUGACCAUGAAAGCCUCAACAGUUUUGUACAAAUCAGCUGUUAAGAUUUUUUUAAAAGUAGACCACACCUGAUUAAAUCUCAUAUGAUCAUGAUCUCUUAUUCACCUCUCUUAUUUCUUCAGUAUCUGACUGUAGAAGUUAGCAUAUAAUCUUCCAACGGUCAACAUGUUUUUGUCUGGUUACGUUUAUGAUACUGUUUGGUAUUUGCUUAUAAGGGGCUGAUUGCGUAUAGUUUUGAAAAUGUAAUUGUUUUAAUACCCACAUAAAAUAUUUUGCUAUUUUUUCAUCUUUCCUUCUCAAAUUUUCUUAAUGACACACUGUAUUACCAAUUGAAAAAAAUCUGGGAAGCAAGUGUGUCUGUAAUAGUAUUUGUCAUGAUCAGUUCACUGAAAGUUUUUGCCACAUAAAAUAUCAGGUGCUGUUAGCAUGCUGUAUCAAAUAUUUCAUAGCUGCUGUUGUUUUGUCAUUAUACUUUACUGCUAGACUGUCCUGAAAGUUUGCUUUGUCUUCAACAUAAUUGGCAGGGCAAAUGUGAAGUAAUUAUGAAACAAAAUACUUGACAUUGUAUUGGUUUCAAGAGAAAAUUCCUGUUGUGUGUGCCUGUCAAUUCAAUUAGAAAUGCAAGAUCUCAUACCCACUGAGAAUCCUUAAACUCUUUUACCACCUCCUCACUUUUUUUAAUCCAUGAAUAGUGUUAUGUCUUCACUCAUGUUUCGAAUACAGAUUGACACAGAAGUCUGUUAACAUUUGAAAAUUCAGUUCUUCACAGUAAAAACUGACAUACGUGCUUGAAAUGACAAAGUGUUUUAUUGAAACAAAAGAAUGUGCACAAAAUGACCAACAGGGUGCUUCAUAUGUUACAAAAGCAGUAAUUAACAUAACAGUUUGUUUUUAGCAAAUAUAGUGUUCAUUAUAACAAAUGAUCAACAUGUUGGUUGUCUUCAUCAGCAAUACCUGUAUUUGAGGGACAAUGUUGUGAACAACACUGCACAGCCUAUCUUUAGGUAGGUUAGAAAUUUCUGUUAGAUCUUGUCUUUUAGCAUCCCUAAUGAGGUCAGGUGAUCACGAUGGCCUUGCGACUUCCAGUUAACUCCACCACCACUAAUCACACAGGUUGAAGUCUGGGAACCUGAGAGGCCAAGCAUGGUGGAAGUGGUGGCUCAUCAUGCAAUCUUCAUCAAAUUGUGUGCCCAAGAAAUCUUUCAGGCAUGUAGCAAUGUGGGUUGGAGUGCCUUCCAGCAGGUAUUUAUCAGCCAGGCUAGGGAUGGUGCAAUUUCAUAACGUAUUGGUGUACCUUGCACCUGUCAUGCUGACAGUUUGAAAAGUAGCACCCUGCAUUUCCUUGAAGGAAAAGGGUCCAAUCACAAUUGAUGUAAAUCCACCCACACGACAACUUUCUCAUCAUCCUAUGGGGUUUCCACAACAGUUCUAGGAUUUUUGGUUGCCCAAAUUAUGCAGUUAUGGGUGUUUUUGUCCUUUUGAAGAGGAAAUAUUUCGGAAAGAGGAAUUUCCACCAGGCAUAAAAUUGUUGUGGCAGUUAUAAAGCAUUGUUUCACAGAUGCAAGGAUACAUGACUUUCACUGUCUUGAGAGGUACAUGAUAACUCAGUUUUGUUGCAGCACUAUUAUGCACUACAUGAUUUUCAUCCUUGUAGUGUGUCACCGGGAAGAGUUAGAAGUCGAGGAAAAAAACACAUGAUGUGUAAUCAGUAAUAGUAAUAAUUUUAAAAAUUAUUCUUACCUCUUUCUCUGUGUUCUGUCUUAUCCAAGAAGUUUGGCUUUCCUUUUUGUACUAUUCAAAUUGAUGACAAUGUUCUCAUGAAACAGCUGGAAAUGUCAUUUUGCAUUAAUUAUACUUUUUCAACACCUAUAAUUUUAUAUCACAAAACUGAGUGCCAGUUUGUUUAUCAAUAAAAAAAGGUAAUUUUCUUCCUAAUGUGAGUUGAAGCAUAAGGAUUCAUUAAGAUUUUCAGUUUGAGCAUCUUAACUGCAGCCAUUUUCUUCUCACUAAUUUUGUCUUGUUACUACAAAUAAGACCUCAGCAUAGACAAUUAUGUCACAAAAAAUCAGUAAGUAAUGUUGCCAUGUGUGUGUGUUGGUUUGAAAAGAUAGUUGCAAGAAUGGAUAGGAAGCUUGGGGGGGGGGGGGGGGGGAGGGGGGGGGCUUGUGGAUGGCAAAAUAGUGGAGGGAGGUACAGGCAAGAACUAAGAGCACUCGUGCCCACAGUCACUUUUGCACAUCCCUGGUGCAGAUGAUGAAAUACUUGUGUCUCGCUUGUGAUCAUGAAAUUGUGAUGCAGGUUGCAAUCAAAUACCUCACCUUUGUUUACUCUCUGUGUGAUGUUUGUGUGCAGAAGCUGAAUUUUAUUGGAAGACCUUAUUCUCUCAUUCCAUAAGGA
Molecule: messenger RNA, 9105 nt
Organism: Schistocerca cancellata (South American locust)
Lineage: Eukaryota; Metazoa; Arthropoda; Insecta; Orthoptera; Acrididae
Product: MPN domain-containing protein
Exons: 10
Coding region: 166-1836 (556 amino acids)
Biological process (GO): double-strand break repair
Cellular component (GO): BRCA1-A complex; BRISC complex
Molecular function (GO): metallopeptidase activity; polyubiquitin modification-dependent protein binding
Source: RefSeq, a predicted model, not a curated record